Messenger RNA from Suillus paluster, 1173 nucleotides. RefSeq lists its product as uncharacterized. The transcript is spliced from 6 exons. The record is from RefSeq and is a predicted model, not a curated record. The coding region runs from base 1 to 1173 and encodes 390 amino acids. Gene Ontology annotation, molecular function: adenylyltransferase activity; thiosulfate-cyanide sulfurtransferase activity; URM1 activating enzyme activity. Gene Ontology annotation, biological process: tRNA wobble position uridine thiolation; protein urmylation. Gene Ontology annotation, cellular component: cytoplasm; cytosol. Lineage: Eukaryota; Fungi; Basidiomycota; Agaricomycetes; Boletales; Suillaceae.
AUGCAUCCUAUCGACACGGUCGACAACUUGAAUGACCUUCCACGAUUGUCGCAGUCAGAUGACUACCUGAGAUAUGGCAGACAGAUGAUACUGGAUGGCUUUGGCUUAGAAGGUCAAAUAAAAUUACAGAACUCAUCUGUCGUGGUCAUCGGAGCAGGGGGACUUGGUUGCCCCGCAUUACAAUAUCUCGCUGCAGCCGGGGUAGGUCGCCUGGGCAUAAUCGACCAUGACACGGUCGAAUUAUCCAAUCUCCAACGCCAGAUUCUUCACUCAGAUAAAACGAUCGGCAACCCGAAAGCUGUCUCUGCAGCCCAAGCCAUCGCUGCUCUGAACCCACGCGUCAAGAUUGACGUUCAUCCCACUGCUCUCGAUCCAUCCAACGCGCUUUCUAUUCUGGCCCCGUAUGACGUGAUCCUCGACUGCACGGAUAAUGCUCCGACACGCUACCUCCUUUCCGACAGUGCCGUCAGGCUAAAGAAACCUCUUGUCAGUGGUGCCGCACAGAAAUAUGACGGUCAGCUUUGCAUAUAUAAUUUGGGCGAGGAUGGCCCGUGCUAUCGCUGCAUAUUUCCAAAGCCACCUGCGCCAGAAAUGACAGGGUCGUGCGAGGAGACAGGAAUACUAGGCGCUGUGACAGGAAUCAUUGGAAAUCUGCAGGCACUGGAAGCGAUAAAGCUAAUCACCGGGCUUCACGAUGGCAAAGCUUCCCUACUUCUUUUCAACGCUCUUUCUAUCCCUCCGUUUCGUACCGUGAAGCUGAGGUCAAGGAAACUCACCUGCGCUGCAUGCGGGAUCGAGGGCCAGAAAAUUGGCACCGUCGAAGAAACAGACUAUGUAGCAUUUUGUGGUGGUGCACGGCCGAAUUGGUUAGAGCGCGUCUUCGCAUCAAACGAAAAUCAUGCCAUCAUCGAUGUGCGACCGAGAACAGAGUUUGGUAUAUGUCGUCUUCCGAAGUCUACGAGUGUCCCGCUCAACAUUCUCCUGGCUAACCCAGCUCUUCAUCUUCCCUCAGACAAGUCCUGUCAGAUAUUUGUCGUGUGCAGAUUAGGCAAUGACUCUCAGAUCGCUGCGGAUGCCAUCAGGGCAAUUGACUCUAAUCUGAUUGUAAAAGACGUUGUCGGAGGCUUGCGCGCAUGGUCAAAUGAGAUAGAUCCAACCUUCCCUGUGUAUUAA